Molecule: messenger RNA, 750 nt
Organism: Aspergillus uvarum CBS 121591
Lineage: Eukaryota; Fungi; Ascomycota; Eurotiomycetes; Eurotiales; Aspergillaceae
Exons: 2
Coding region: 1-750 (249 amino acids)
Source: RefSeq, a predicted model, not a curated record
AUGCCAACCCUCAAAUCCACCGCCGCUUUCCUCCUCCUCGCCCUCGCCCUAGACGCAGCAGCCCAGCCCACCACACAAAUCACCAUCGGCAACAACACCCACGACGAAAUCACCUGCGCCGUCUUCAACUGGGACCGUCAGCCCGUCUCCUGGGGCGAAUACCCGCCUCUCCGCGUCAGCGCAGCCUUCAGCUGCCCCAACACCACCACCACCACCACCACCGCCACUAACAACACCAACGCCUGCGAGAUCACGGGCACGGGGGGGUACAGCACCUACUACGCCGUGACGAAUUUGACCGGCCUCGCGGCGGGCCCACUGACGGCCCUGGUCCAGAAGACGGUCGACAAGAAACAACUGCAGACGAGCAAUUUCAGCGCCCAGGCGACGGUUUACAAUGGGGUUGGCCGCACGCCCCUCGCGCCGGGCCAGUCGGCGUACGCCGUCGAGAUCGGCCGCAGCUAUUGCUUCACGGGGACGGUGGCCCGCUGCGCGGGCGGCGACCACCAGAUCCUCGACGACACGCCCGUGCGGGUGUGUUCGCCGCUGUGGCAGUAUGUCCGCACGGUCGGAAACGUGAUCGUGUCCUACGGCGGAAUAGUGAAUGUGACUCGCGAGCAGGUCGCCAACUUGACGGAUCCGUUUGCCGGUCAGAAUGUGACGCUGCCGAACAGGGCGGCGGGGGGGUUCGCUGGCGCGGGGAAUGGGUGGUUGACCGGGCUGGUGGUUACGGUUAUGGUCGCGAUGUAA